Cetraspora pellucida is the source of this 137-nucleotide messenger RNA. The record is from the annotation of a GenBank genome assembly. NCBI's taxonomy places the organism in Eukaryota, Fungi, Glomeromycota, Glomeromycetes, Diversisporales, Gigasporaceae.
AUGUUAAUCAAGUUAACUAUUCUUUACUCAGACUAUCUGAUGAUUCAGAUGAAGAAGAAAGUAAUAUGUCAAAUAAAGUUAUUUGUUACUUAGCUUUACCAAAAGAAGCUCAGGAAUAUAAUAUACUAGAAUGGUAG